AUGCCGCGGUACUGCGCCGCCACCCGCUGCAAGAACCGCGGCGGCCAGAGCGCCAAGGACCACCGCAAGCUCAGCUUCUACCCAUUUCCACUCCAUGAUAAAGAGAGACUUGAGAAAUGGUUGCGGAAUAUGAAGCGAGAUUCAUGGACUCCAAGUAAGCACCAGCUCCUCUGCAGUGAUCAUUUUACCCCCGAUUCCCUGGAUGUGCGAUGGGGGAUACGGUACUUGAAAAAUACUGCUGUUCCAACUAUUUUCUCUUCCACAGAUGAUGAGGAAAAAGAUUCUUCUCAGAACAGUCCACAACAGGUACAGAAAGAAGACCAGAAACAAACAAAUGUUGUGUCAGAGAAAGCAUCUGUAACACUUGAACCUUGUACACCAAAGAAAAAUUCAGUUAUUGCACAAAAUGUAGACAAAAAAGCAGAAGUGGUUUGCUUAACUGCACUGAGUAAACCUUUGCAAAUUGAAAACCUGCAGAUUGCAAAUGAAGGUGGCUUUCUGGCAGACAGUGUCAUUCUUGGUAGUUCAUCUAAGCAGUACGUGCAUGAGCUUAAUCCUGUUUUAAUGACAGCAGCAGUCCAGAGCAUGGAAGCUACCAGUGUUCAUACUUCUGCAGAGGAUUCAGGAGUUUGUACAGCUACAGUCCUGCAGUUUACAGACCCUAAUUACUUGAAUUCAUCUCUGAAACUGAACAGUGCUUUAGGGUUGGUUACUGACUGUGCAGUUGAAAAUUCUAUUCCUCACAUGGUCUGUUCUGGUGAAGUGCAGACAAGUGAAGAUGCAGUUUUACUGAGUACAGUCACACAAACUAUUGAACAGUUCAGUGGAAGUGAAGAGUCUGUCAUUGCUAUUAUUAUGCCAGCUGAGAGUUCCAAAGAGCCUGAAAGAGUAAAUUGUUCUUUCCUGCCUGCUAAUGAAGAGCUUCUUGAGACAGAGGAGACAGAAGUGAUUGAAUAUGACAGAAAUGAAAUACUGAAGACUGAGCAUUCAUACUGCAGACAAGACACAGACAGAGAUCACCUUUGGCAAAAUAUUUCAAAACUCCACUCUAAGAUAAAUUUACUUGAAAUGCAGGAGGUAAAAACUUUGGGGAGACUCAGGUCCUUGGAAGCUCUUAUUAAACAGUUGAAGCAAGAAAACCUGCUUUCUGAAGAAAAGCUGAAGAUGGUAGAAAACUACUUAACAACACUCGAAGUGACUAUGAUACAGUAAAGGCUUUCAGCUGAUGGUCCUAAAAUAUCAUUUUAGCCUCUUUGACUGUACUUUUGGACAAAUUAACUUUUUAUUCCAGUUGUGUUUUAAACAUCUCAUGCAAAUUGUUUGAAUAGCAAAUAUUCUUUAAAAUGUUAUACCAACCAAAGCAAAGUGGUAGAAUGUUGUCUGUAAAACAUGACUGGCAAGUGAGGUUUUAAAAAAAAAACCUGAAUUGGGCAAAGCUUUCUUUAGUCUGUAAAUCAAGUCAGUAAAAGAUAAUUUAACCCUUUGUUAGCUGCAGGCUUCUCUAAACAUGCAAUGCCUGCAUUUGGGACAGCAGUAGAAUGGACAGAAUAAGCAUAUAGGAUGAACAAUUAUACACAUAUAUAUUUGCAUUGUCCAGUGAGGCCAAAAUUGCUCUUUAGUUUUCUGUUUAUCUAACAUUUGUUCUGAUAGUUUUUGUAUGCUUUGAUAUUACUAAAAUUAUUUCUGCAUAAAAGGUGUUUUCUUUCAUUUGUUUCUAGAAACAAAAAAAUCACAUGAAUAUUCUUCCAAUGGACAGGCCCAUCUCAUUUUUAAUUUUUUUUUUGUUAUGAUUCAGCUUAAGUGGAAAGCAAUCACAGAUUUUUUUGCUAGUUAGUAAAAGGGAAAGCUCUAUUUAGUGAGUGUUGUCUGCAUUGAUUCUCUUGCAGCCUACAGCUGGAUAAUGCAUCUACCCUUAAUAAUACACUGAAGAAAACAAUGUUCUGCAGAGCUGGUUGCUAGUCAAAGUAGAAUAAUUUUACUUUUCAGGAAACAGAAUUAUAGAACUAGAAAAUUACUCCCCUCUACUGAUUUUAUUAACUACUUCUAGUGCAUAGAUUAUCACUAUAGUAAACAGAUAUUAUGAUUUAUUUUGAGGAAAAUUGAUUUGCUUGUACAGUUUCUGCUUAGUCUGUCAGUAUGCCACCCUUUGGAUCUAGUUUGCUGUAUGCUUUAGUAACAGUGAAAAAGUCCUAGAUCAUCUGGUCUCUGACUAGACAUCAUAGCUGCGCUAGGUGUUCCUUGUUACACCCCUUCCAGCUGAGCUCUUCUAUUAUAUUAUAUUUUACAACCAUUAGAUUGCUUGAGAAUGUGUUCUUCUUUAUUCAAAGUGGUGUCAUCCCCACUGCACAAGUUCAAUCUAGGACUGGAGCAAAUGGCUUCCUUUUCAA
Messenger RNA from Cinclus cinclus, 2387 nucleotides. It is a transcript of the gene THAP5, whose product is annotated as THAP domain containing 5. The record is from RefSeq and is a predicted model, not a curated record. Gene Ontology annotation, cellular component: nucleus. NCBI's taxonomy places the organism in Eukaryota, Metazoa, Chordata, Aves, Passeriformes, Cinclidae. The transcript has 3 exons. The coding region runs from base 1 to 1212 and encodes 403 amino acids.